Anisakis simplex (herring worm) is the source of this 1443-nucleotide messenger RNA. The record is from the annotation of a GenBank genome assembly. Lineage: Eukaryota; Metazoa; Nematoda; Chromadorea; Rhabditida; Anisakidae.
AUGCAACCUCUAUCCGAUUAUGGACACGCGUUCGAGGACGGUUUCAGCAAGGCAUUUUAUUCGUAUGGCAAACUAGUCGGCACUCAUCCGGGCUCUUUUUUAGUGGGGUCAUUGAUAUUCACCGUUAUUUGUUCGACAGGUAUACCGUAUCUGCAAAUCAAUCUGGAUCUUUACAAAUUGUUUGUACCACUCAAUGCUCCAGUUCGAACGGAAUUCGAAAGGUCUCAAGCGUUUCAAGCGAUGUCAAUUGGACCAUUGCUGAACGAACAUCCGCCAGAAAACAAACUAAAGCGACAAGCGCAAUUACCAAUUCACAAUGACAUCGCACGUUUUUACGUUGUUCAUAAAAACUAUGAGAAUCUUCUGGAAGCGGAAACACUCUCGAGAUUGUACCAAUACACCAACGAAAUACUUUCUGUGACAGCCGAAUAUGAAGGAAAAACGUUUCACUUUGAAAGCUUUUGUAAAAAAGUUCCGAAUGAAAAUAAAUGUGAUAACAACUUGAAUAUAUGGCUGAAGCAUGCAUACGUUCUGUUUCGUGAUGGCAACACAAAAAACAAUCCUAAUCUGCAACUCUCAUACCCCGUUAUGUAUCUCUUCAAUAGACCGAAAGAUAUUGGCAAUGUUGUUUAUGGCGUGAAUGUAACCGGCGAAAAACAUGAAAUAGUUGGUGCGAGAGUGUUAACCUUGCAUUGGUUCAUCGAAUUUCCAGCAACGCCUGAAUUAGAUGCUGCUUAUUUGGUUUUUCGAGAAGCUAUGGUUGAGUUCUGGAAGACGAAAUCCGCUGCAUCUGGUAUUAACUUCAUCCCACAUAAUGAACACGCGAUGGAUGACGAAAUGCGUCUGAUCAUUGAAACGGCCGUUCCAUUCGCAAUCCCAGUUUCGAUUCAGUUGAUGCUCUUCGUCAUCUUUUCCAAUUAUUCAUCUGACAGAAAGAAGUCGAAGCCCGUAGAGGGUUAUUUGGCUGUUAUUUCAGUGAUUCUGUCACUGUGUUGUACAUUCGGUUUGCUGUUCCGUGCCGGCAUGCCAUUCAAUCCCGUGUCCAGCACAAUGCCCUUCUUGAUUCUUGCUGUUGGUGUUGACGAUGCGUUUCUGAUGUUGGGUGCAUGGCGUUCGACCGAUCGACGUCUCGGUGUCGAGAAACGAAUGGCGCUCGCAAUGAGCGAUGCAGGUGUUUCGAUUACAGUAACGUCGCUCACAAACUUCGGUUGCUUUGCGUUGGGUUAUUUCCUGUGCUCAACACCAGCUGUGGCCGAUUUCUGCAUUCUUACGGCCUGUGGCGUAAUGCUUGAUUACGCUUUCCAAAUAACCUUUUUCGCAGCCUGUAUGGUAUACGGUGGACGAAGAGAGGAUGCUGGAGGUCUUUUGUCGUGUUGCUAUCACACCGAAUCGAUCAACGGAAAGUCGAGUUUGAGUGAGAAGCAGGAGAGAAGCUCAAGUUAG